AUGGAUCCUCCAAUUCUCACAAAACCAUUAGAUAAAGUAUGCGAAUUUCAUGCAACAUCAACCCAUGAGUCUAGUCUAGAUCCAAACGCUGAUGCCUGUGUUAAACUCGUCACAUCAAAAAAUUCUGAUAAUAAAUCGACAAUUAUUAUUGAUUCAUCAUCUAAUAAUGGUGAUUUAACUGUUACACCAGCAUUUCCAAAUUUUCCAACAGAUGAAGAACUUAUUAUCCAACCAGAAUCGACUAUACGUCUAGAACCAUCUAACGAUGCCUCAGUACACGAUAUUAAUUCCAGCUCAUCAACAACAAACACUUCUCGCCCAUCACAACAAACACUUCAAAUACUUGAUGAACUCAAAUAUUUACUUAAACCAACGAAUUCAUUAGCUAAUCCACAAGCAGUCCAAGAAGCAGAUUCGGCUAUCAAACGUCGAACAGUUCAAUUUGAUGAGGACAUAUUGAGUGAUGCUGAUAGACUACUAUAUGAAGGUUUAACGCCACAUGAAGCAAAAUCACUUGGUGCGGCAGAACGUCGUUCAAUUGCAGCACGUGGUCAACGUGUAUCGAGCAUUUCACAAUUUUCUGAGCGAUCUCGUUCAACACAUUCCGCUCAUCAGACUCAUUCUCAUUCUCAAAUAUCAUCAACUAUCAAAAUUGCUAAACCUGAACGUCGUGCUUUUCUUGAUCAUCUUUCAGGUUUAAUUUGGGCGUUUCUUGCAGCUUAUGCUUUUAGUAUUAUUAUAUUUUUAACUAAAAUUUGUGAAAUUGAUCUCGUCUUUGGUUUUUUUCUACAAAUGUUUGUUCAAUUAAUAGCCUUUGGUAUCUAUGCUUUCUAUAAAGGCUAUAAUCUAUUAGGACCAAGUGAACAUCAAAUUGCAACUAUUUGUCGUGCUUUAUUAAUUGGUUUUGGUGCACUUACUUCUUUUCUUGCUUAUUAUUAUAUAACAUUACCUGAUCUUUCGGCUAUCCGACAAACUCAAAUAAUGUUUACAAUAAUUCUUUCAAUGAUUUUUCUUCAUGGACGUGUUACUAUAUCACGUAUUAUUGCUUGUGUUUUGAUAAUUAUUGCUAUAAUACUUCUUAUUCGACCAAGAAUAUCUGAAAGAUUAUUUUCUUUAAUAUUUAAUUCAACUGAUUAUAAAUCUUCUCGGAUUCCAUAUUCAUCAUCAUGGAAUUCUAUUAUUGGUAUUAGUUUUGCUCUUUGUACGGCUAUUUCUUAUAGUAUUGCAUCAAUAAUGAAUAAAAUUUAUUUUAGUACUCAACAAUUACAUAAUACAGUUUUAUGUUUUUGGUCAGCAUUAUCAGCACUAACUAUAUCAAGUAUUCUUUUAUAUGUUACUCAUUUUGUUUUAAAAGAUGGUCGAUCAUUUCCUCAUGAUUGGAGGUUAUUUGUUGGCAUUGCACUUGCAUUAGCAUCGAUUUUUGUUUUUAUUGCUAAUCAAAAAGCAAUCAAACGUGAACGUUCUUCAAUAGUAGCAUUAAUCUAUUCAACAGAUAUUGUACUUGCUUUAAUUUUACAAAAUAUAUUCACACAUAUAAAAAGUGAUAAAGUCGUUAUUUUAGGUAGAAUUUUUUUUUAUUUAUAA
Messenger RNA from Rotaria sp. Silwood2, 1584 nucleotides. The record is from the annotation of a GenBank genome assembly. NCBI's taxonomy places the organism in Eukaryota, Metazoa, Rotifera, Eurotatoria, Philodinida, Philodinidae.